Molecule: messenger RNA, 1472 nt
Organism: Rubroshorea leprosula
Lineage: Eukaryota; Viridiplantae; Streptophyta; Magnoliopsida; Malvales; Dipterocarpaceae
Source: the annotation of a GenBank genome assembly
CUAAUAAUAUCCAACCUUACCCAUCUCCAAAAUUGGACUCAGAUCCUUUCUUAGUUUUACAACGACACUAUUGUCCUCAAUGUAUCUUGUUUAUUCCCACGAAUCCUCUCUUAGGAGAUGUUAGGAAAAUCCUUAAUUAGCACAAGUGUAAUUUAAUCUUACAGACCAUCUUAACCAGAUGUGUUGCCUAUUUUCAGAAAAAAUAAUAAGAGAAAGGAAACCUGGAACUAGAAUGUCCAAUCUCCACGGACCGUGGUAAAAAUGGUUAAAGGAUGUGUUUGGGAUUGUUGUGAAAAUAAAGUACUCUGCUUUUCCCCUGUUUAUUGUUACAAGUAUUACCCCCAUCUGUACCAUUUCCUUUUUACCCUUGUUUCUCCUUGUUGGUAUUACAUUGAUGCGGUUGUUAGGUCGAUAGAUGGGUCUAAUUUUGUAGCUUUUCUUUCUUUCUCUUUUCUUUUAUCCUCUCUUUCUGGCGGAUAACUCGUUGGGUUUGGUGCUAAAAUCUCAAUCUUGGAUCAAAAAAGGGAGAAACAGGAGUUGUCACAGAAGUCGGGUAAGGGGUUCAUCUAUGUUUUCUUUCUUGGAUUCGUUUCUGUUGUUUGUUCUCUGAGAAAAAAAAAAAACCCCAAGAACGGAAAUUGUAGCUGGGGAUCUGGCUUUCCAUGUUCUGAUGUGUAGCCGAGGUAUGAAAUUACACCACCAUUGAAAUUCUUGUGUAUUUGCGCCUGUUGAGGAAUUCUGCUUUCUGGUUGUACAAUCUUGUUUCCUGAAGCUGAUUUUCCUUUUAUUUUACUGUUAUUUCUCCGACACCAAACAAACUUUCACGUCCUCUGGACUGGAUUUCUUUUGUACUGUGUACCAUUUGAUGUGUGCAUGCAGUAAAAGAGAGAUUCUUUUCAUUUUUAUUCUUCUAUGCUUCAUUUCAUUACUGUGGUGAGGAACAAAUAUGUUGGCCAAUGAUAAGGUUCCUUUAUGUUGCUCUUAUUAUGCUUAAAAUCAAUACAUUCUUUCAAUAAACCCUAUUUACUUCAGAUUCGUUCUGUCUAUUUAGGGCUUAAUGCAAGCAUUAGCCUUGCUUUGACCUUCACGGUCCUGUUUUGGUUAUCUUUCACCUGAAUGCAGGUGAAAUGGAAGAGGGAAGUGAUUUUCGGAGUUGGGAUGAACUGAUUCCUGAUGCUUUGGGGUUAAUAUUCCGCAAUCUGUCUCUCAAAGAGGUAGUGACGGUGAUCCCUAGGGUCUGCAAGUCCUGGAGCAAGGCAGUCUCAGGUCCCUAUUGCUGGCAAGAGAUAGACAUUGAGGAAUGGAGUAGUUGCUGCCGCCAACCAGAGAAGAUUGACCGUAUGCUUGAGAUGCUGAUCAGAAGAAGCUCGGGAUCCCUCCAUAAACUGUGUGUUUCAAGACUUCAGAAUGAUGCUAUUUUCGCAUUCAUUGCAGAGAAGUAAGCUCAACUAUUCAUUGUUAAGGCAUUCCAU